This is a messenger RNA of Cucurbita pepo subsp. pepo (vegetable marrow), 3773 nucleotides long. Its product is annotated as RNA-dependent RNA polymerase 1. Gene Ontology annotation, molecular function: RNA-directed RNA polymerase activity. Gene Ontology annotation, biological process: siRNA processing. Lineage: Eukaryota; Viridiplantae; Streptophyta; Magnoliopsida; Cucurbitales; Cucurbitaceae. Gene Ontology annotation, cellular component: nuclear RNA-directed RNA polymerase complex. The record is from RefSeq and is a predicted model, not a curated record.
GCCAAUUGUGGAAUCAUUUGCCUUCGUUCCUGCAUUUUCUUUUUCUAUGUUCAUCCACUGCGUUGCUUUGCAGUAUAGUACUACAUUUUCUGAACUGGGUGUUGCUCUUUCUAUCAAAAUUCUGCUUUCUUUUUACCUAAUCGUUCUUCCCAUUGUUCACAUGGGUUAUUGAUCUGUUCUUGCUUUGGAAAAAGUUUGCUGUUGAUCUCAUUGGAUUGAAUGGGUAAAACAAUUCAGCUUUAUGGAUUCCCUUCUGGUGUAUUACAAGAAUCGGUUAAGGCGUUUGUAGAGAGAUUUACAGGCGAAGGAAGUAUAGAUGCCAUAAAUGUAAAACGUUCAAGGGGAAGAGGAAAGCGAUUGUAUGCAAUCAUCCAGUUUAUUGACGAUGUAGGUGCUAAGUUAAUUAUAUCUUUGGCUAAUGCAAGCCUCCGCUAUGGAACUUCUUAUCUGAAGGCAAGGGAGUGGAAGCAGGAUAUUCUACAAGAUCCACUAGUCUUUGAAUACAAUUUCAAAGGCUUAGAACUCCAUCUUGGUUGUCAGAUAUCAAGGGAGGAAUUUUUUGUGUUAUGGAGAGAGUCAAAUGUGUCUGUGAAUUUCGAGUUUGAGCGGCGUGAUCUUAAGUUUUUCAUAUCUCAUUCUCAUGCUGACUACAUGCUGGUAUUGCGCUAUGAGAACAUUUGGCAAGUUGAGCUACACAAGCCACCAGGCCAAUCUAUAGAUUAUCUUCUGAUUCAGUUAGUUGGUGCUCCGCGGAUUUAUGAGAGAGAUACAAAGCUUUUUGGACAUAUUUCUGAAGACCCCUUCUUGAGCUUUUCUAAGGAAAUGGACACCGAAUGGUUUCGAGCAACCGAUUUCACUCCAUCAUGCUGUAUUGGACAAUCUGGAGCUUUAUGCUUGGAGAUUCCUUACGGUCGCCUGCUCCCUAAUUUUCAUGAUAAAUUUGCUUACUUCAAAGAAAUAAAGGGUAAAUUUACACUGGCCAGCGGCUCUACUUAUUCGUCCAAUGUAAACUUGGUACCUGUAGUUAGACCUCCUCUGAGCAUCCACUUGCCAUAUGCCAUUUUGUUUAAGAUAAACUUGUUGGUACAACAGGGGUGUCUUCCAGGCCCAGCUCUUGAUAUCAGUUUCUAUGAGAUGGUUGAUCCUCAGAUACACAAUAUUGCCUUCAUAGAUCGUGCUUUAAGGAAACUCUAUGACUUGAAAGAGUGUUGCUAUAACCCUUCAAAAUGGUUAGGUGAGGAGUACAGGAAGUACUCCAAGUUAACGAAUCCGCCCCAGCCACCUAACUUGUCCUUAGAUGAAGGGUUAGUCUAUGUACACAGGGUUCAAGUGACACCUUGUAGAGUGUACUUUUGUGGUCCAGAGGUUAAUGUUUCGAAUCGUGUAUUGCGUCGUUAUCCCGAAUAUCUUGACAACUUUUUGCGUGUUUCGUUUGUCGACGAGGAAUUGGAUAAACUGUAUUCAACUGAAUUGUCUCCACGAGAAUCUUCUUCCUUGGAGGAUGGAAAGACGAAAAUAUUUAAAAGAAUCCUUUCAGUUCUGAAAGAUGGCAUUACCAUUGGUGAUAAGAAGUUCGAGUUUCUUGCGUAUUCUUCGAGUCAAUUACGGGAAAAUGCCGUGUGGAUGUUUGCUCCAAGAGAUGGGAUUACUGCAGCUAAAAUAAGGAAAUGGAUGGGAGAUUUUCAUAGUAUAAGAAAUGUAGCCAAGUAUGCUGCUAGACUAGGCCAAUCCUUUGGUUCAUCCACAGAAACUGCAAGUGUCAGUCGACGCGAAGUCGAGGUUAUUCCUGAUAUCGAGGUUAAAUCAGAUGCUGGUAUCAAUUAUGUCUUCUCUGAUGGGAUUGGGAAAAUAUCAGCUAGUUUUGCUAGAGAAGUGGCUAGAAAAUGCCGCAUCAGGCAUACACCAUCUGCUUUUCAGAUUCGUUAUGCUGGUUUUAAAGGUGUUAUUUCGGUCGAUCCAACCUCAUUCGUAAAAUUAUCGCUCAGGAACAGCAUGCUAAAGUAUGAGUCGACCGACACGAAGCUCGAUGUCUUAUCUUGGAGUAGAUAUCAUCCUUGUUAUCUUAAUCGUCAGUUGAUUACUCUUCUGUCUACACUUGGAGUUCAGGAUGAUAUCUUUGAGAGUAAACAAAAGGAAUUGAUAGAUCAAUUGGACACCAUUUUUAUGGAUCCAUUGAAGGCUCAGCAGGCCCUUGAGCUAAUGUCUCCGGGAGAGAAUACCAACAUUCUGAAGGAAAUAAUCUCGUGCGGUUACCGACCUGAUUCCGAACCUUUCUUAUCUAUGAUGUUGCAUACAUUCCGAGAAUCGAAGUUGUUAGAAUUGCGGAGAAAAUCUAGAAUCUUUAUCCCAAAUGGAAGAGCAAUGAUGGGAUGUCUUGAUGAAACUGGAAACUUAGAAUAUGGAGAGGUAUUUGUGCAGUGUUCUGCUCACCAGCAGCUGCAUAAUGAUCAUAUUAUCUUUAAAAGAAGCAAAUCAAAUCAACAUUUCAUCGUAACAGGAACGGUAGUCGUGGCGAAGAACCCGUGCUUGCACCCAGGUGACGUGCGUGUCUUAACCGCUGUGGAUGUACCAUCUCUACAUCACAUGGUGGAUUGUCUGGUUUUUCCACAGAAGGGACCAAGACCUCAUCCGAAUGAAUGCUCGGGAAGCGAUCUCGAUGGCGAUAUAUACUUCGUGUGCUGGGAUCCUGAUUUGAUUCCACCUCAACAAGUCGAACCAAUGGAUUAUACCCCCGUGCUUAGCAGAUUACUAGAUCAUGACGUCACAAUGGAGGAAGUUCAAGAGUAUUUUGCAAAUUAUAUGGUCAAUGACAGUCUAGGAAUCAUUGCCAAUGCUCAUACAGCAUUUGCAGAUAGUAGGCCAGAGAAAGCAAUGAGCGAGCCUUGUAUAAAGCUUGCAAAACUGUUCUCAAUUGCAGUGGACUUCCCCAAAACUGGCGUUCCUGCUUUGAUAUCUGCUGAUCUAAGAGUACAAGUAUAUCCUGAUUUCAUGGACAAACCCGACAAACAGAGCUACAAGUCACAUAAUGUACUGGGGAAGCUGUUCAGAAUGUUGGAUGACAUUGAACCAAGGAUUAGCAUCAAGUCCGUGAAGUUUACUCGGGAGAUAGCUCGGCAAGCUUAUGACCCCGACAUGGAAGUCGACGGCUUCGAGGAGUACCUCGACGAUGCGCUUUAUCACAAGAACAAUUACGACAUGAGGUUGGGGAAUUUGAUGAAAUAUUAUAAGAUCAAAACUGAGGCAGAGCUAAUCAGUGGGGUUAGUUUGACAAAAUCAUCUUCUUUUACUAAGAAAAAUGAAGCGGAAUCUAUCAUCAUGGCUGUUAAGUCCCUGCGAAAGGAGGCGAGGGGAUGGUUCAAUGAGAAUGCUGGCUUGCAUUUUGGACAUGACAACAAUGCGUAUGCAAGAGCUUCAGCAUGGUAUUUUGUUACAUAUCAUUACAGCUACUGGGGCUGGUAUGGGGAGAAGAAUGAAAGCCAUUUUCUCAGCUUUCCAUGGUGUGUUUACGACAAGCUCAUCCGUAUCAAGAAGCGCAAGAUUGGUGCUCGAGCUCGCCAUCGGUAAGUUUCUCGCACCGUGAAUCUUCAUGAAGUUUUAGUAUAUUUCACUUGAGUUAAGAACAACAAUCAACUUGGCAUAGUUGUGGCAGACACCUUAUUUUUUACUAAUCACUUUUAGCCUUCUUGCAACUCUUCCAUCCAAUGUUUUACUUCAAUAACUUUAUGAACGCACCGAAGAACACACCGAAGGACAGAAUAUUGACUCUUUGAUUA